CCAAACGAGUCAACAACCACUUUACACGGCAUGACUCGUGAGCUAAAGAAAUAAGGUCUAUAAAUAUUUCUAUAAAAAAUUAAUGAUAGUAAUCCAGUCGAAUUUUCUGUUCCAAAUCAAGUGGUUGCGAGAUAUUAAUCCCUAUAAGUAGUACUUCAGAAGCUCGAUCAAAGGCCCUGCUCACAUACAGCAAUAUUAAUGGAUCUAUCCGAAAUCAACGAGUUACGCAUGGCUGCUUCAGCUUACUACAACAAUGCCCCCCCGGAACUUCAAAAUCUAGCAUGGGCCUUCUUUAAGGAGAUGGAUAUGAAUGGGGAUGGCCGAGUCAGUUUGGAUGAGUAUUUCACGUUCUUCCGAGCAUGCGGUUACACCUGGAUAGACUGCAACAUGUUCUGGGCAUUGGACCUCGACAGAGACGGUCGCUUGGAUUUCUACGAUGUCCUGGCGUUGUACUACUUCAUGAAAACACGUGUGCGGUGCCGAUGCUGCGGGGUGUGGCUAAGGAGGAUGUAUUUUACAUGCCUCGAAUGCUUUGACAGCGGUGGCUAUACCUACGAUCUCUGUCCCGCCUGCUAUGCACGCGAAGAAUUAAUUGGGUUCCAGCACGGGCGGAAUGUUCAUGGCAUUGUUCGCAACAUCUUCUUAGAUAGCUAUCUCUUGCUACGGGCCAGGAGAGGCCGGAUGCCCGCUGCUCCUUCAAAUAUGAGUCUGGCACUAGCUCCUCAACCUCCUCCUCAACAUCAACCUGCAAGGCCUGAUUGGUGGAAUGUACUUCACUUAUUGGAUGUGGCGAUAAACGCUGCUAGUCUUUGCAGCAUCAUGUGAUAUUGAUAUAGAGUAGUGCUACAUAUACUUACACUUUUAUUUAUAAGACUCAUUUUGUUAGUUUUAUUUUGAAUUUCAAAUUUUAUGAUUUUCAACGUAUCAAUAACUGACAUGUGGAGAAGAAAGUUUUU
Messenger RNA from Juglans microcarpa x Juglans regia, 956 nucleotides. RefSeq lists its product as uncharacterized. The record is from RefSeq and is a predicted model, not a curated record. The transcript is spliced from 3 exons. The coding region runs from base 199 to 825 and encodes 208 amino acids. Lineage: Eukaryota; Viridiplantae; Streptophyta; Magnoliopsida; Fagales; Juglandaceae. Gene Ontology annotation, molecular function: calcium ion binding.